Penicillium salamii is the source of this 3984-nucleotide messenger RNA. The record is from the annotation of a GenBank genome assembly. NCBI's taxonomy places the organism in Eukaryota, Fungi, Ascomycota, Eurotiomycetes, Eurotiales, Aspergillaceae.
AUGCAACAACCGGAGGAGAGUGUUACUGCUGUUGAGAAGGUAGUGGAAGAGCCUCACUUUGCAGAGAAGACGAAGCGUGACGUCGACUCAAGCUCUACAUCAACCGCCAAGGAACAUGAAACCAAGACUGAGAUUCCAUCAGAAGAUGAUGCGCUCUAUGCUCACCUACCCCCACACGAAAGGGACAUCUUGAAAAGACAGCUCGAUGCACCUCCCAGGCCUAUAUCCUUUUUCGGCCUCUAUCGAUAUGCCUCCCACAUUGAUAUCUUAAUCCUGGUGGUCAGCACACUCUGCGCCAUGGCGGCCGGUGCCGCAUUGCCUCUUUUUACCAUCCUAUUCGGAUCGCUGGCCACUUCUUUCCAAAAAAUCAUGCAAGAUACCGUCAGCUAUGAUUCAUUCUACCACGAUCUCACCAAGAAUGUCCUCUACUUCGUAUACCUCGGCAUCGGCGAGUUCGUCACUGUCUACAUCAGCACCGUCGGCUUCAUCUACACUGGUGAACACAUCACGCAAAAGAUCCGCGAGAACUACCUUCAAGCAAUCCUGCGUCAGAAUAUUGCUUACUUUGACAAGCUUGGUGCCGGUGAAGUCACAACCCGCAUCACUGCGGAUACCAACCUUAUCCAGGAUGGUAUCUCCGAGAAGGUGGGCCUGACGCUGACUGCUCUUGCUACUUUUGUCACCGCGUUCAUCGUCGCUUAUAUCAAGUAUGCUCCUCUGGCCGGUAUCUGUACCUCUACCAUCGUUGCGCUGGUCGUGAUUAUGGGUGGAGGUUCACGCUUCAUUGUCAAGUUCAGCAAGCUGUCCCUGGAGAGCUACGGUGCCGGUGGUACUGUGGCAGAGGAAGUCAUCAGUUCGAUUCGCAAUGCGACCGCAUUCGGCACUCAGGAAAAGCUUGCACAGCAGUACGAGGUCCAUCUGGCCAAGGCUGAGCGCUGGGGUAUGCGUUUGCAAAUGGCCCUUGGCGUCAUGGUUGGCGGCAUGAUGGGUAUCAUGUUUUUGAAUUACGGUCUGGGAUUCUGGAUGGGAUCCCGCUUCCUGGUGCAGCACAAGGUGGACGUUGGCCAUGUGCUGACGAUUCUGAUGGCUAUUCUCAUUGGAUCUUUCGCCUUGGGUAACGUGAGCCCGAACGGUCAGGCUUUCACUAAUGCCGUUGCCGCGGCUGCCAAGAUCUUCGCUACAAUCGACCGUACAUCCCCUCUGGAUCCUACCUCCGACGAAGGCAUCAUUCUUGAUCACGUUGAAGGCCAUAUCGAGUUCAAAAAUGUGAAACACAUCUACCCCUCUCGCCCUGAAGUGACUAUCAUGCAGGAUGUCUCACUCGCCAUGCCUGCUGGAAAAACAACUGCAUUGGUCGGUCCCUCAGGCUCUGGAAAGAGUACCGUGGUGGGUCUAGUCGAGCGCUUCUACCUACCUGUCGGUGGCCAGGUUUUCUUGGAUGGUCAUGAUAUCCAGACUCUCAAUCUUCGCUGGUUGCGCCAGCAGAUCUCGCUGGUCAGCCAGGAGCCUGUUCUAUUCGGUACAUCUAUCUUCAAGAACAUUCGUCACGGACUGAUCGGAACACGCUUCGAAAACGAGUCGGAGGAAAAGAUUAAGGAGCUCGUGGAGACUGCUGCCAAGAUGGCUAACGCCCACGAGUUUAUCUCCGUCCUCCCGGAAGGCUAUGAGACCAAUGUCGGACAGCGUGGUUUCCUUCUUUCUGGUGGCCAGAAGCAACGUAUCGCUAUUGCUCGUGCUGUUGUCAGUGACCCCAAGAUCCUGCUCCUGGAUGAAGCCACGUCCGCCCUGGAUACCAAGUCGGAGGGUGUUGUCCAAGCAGCGCUGGAUCGUGCUGCAGAGGGCCGCACCACCAUCGUCAUUGCCCAUCGUCUCUCAACCAUCAAGACCGCGCACAACAUUGUCGUCUUUGUCAACGGUCAAAUUGUUGAGCAGGGAACUCAUAGCGACUUGACUGAACACGACGGACCAUACUACAAGCUGGUUGAGGCCCAACGUAUUAAUGAGGAGAAGGAGGCCGACGCACUCGACGGCGACGACGAGGACAGCGCUGAACAAAUGACCAAGUCUCACAUCGCCCGCGUCAAGUCUAUGGGAAGUGAAUCGACCAGGAAUGAAAACGAGGCUUUCGCAGAUAACAUGCAGCGCCGGGAGUCGCGCAAGUCGAUCUCAAGCGCUGUCCUCUCGAAGCCAAAUGCGGAAGGCACAAGCAAAUACUCUCUUCUCACAUUGAUCCGGUUCAUUGGCUCUUUCAAUAAAGAGGAAUGGUACUACAUGGUCAUCGGUCUUUGCUUCUCGAUCCUCGCUGGUUGCGGCCAACCUACCCAGGCUUUCUUGUACGCCAAAGCUAUCAAUGCUUUAUCCUUGCCGGAGAGUAUGUGGGGCAAAUUGCGAUCGGACGCCAACUUCUGGUCUCUGAUGUUCUUUGUCGUCGGUAUCGUCCAGUUCAUCACCUUCUCCAUCCACGGUGUUACCUUUGCGUACACCUCCGAGCGAUUGAUCCGUAAGGCUCGCAGCAAGGCUUUCCGUGUUAUCCUUCGUCAAGACAUCGACUUUUUCGAUCGUGAAGAGAACAGCACUGGUGCUUUGACUUCAUUCCUGUCCACUGAAACCAAGCACUUGUCUGGUAUCAGUGGUCAGACCCUUGGAACAAUUCUGAUGUGCUCCACCACCCUGAUCGCUGCCAUUGUCAUUUCUCUGUCCUUUGGAUGGAAGCUCGCCCUUGUUUGUAUCUCUGUCGUCCCGGUUCUUCUUGGCUGUGGUUUCUACCGCUUCUACAUGCUUGCCUCUUUCCAGGCUCGCUCAAAGGCUGCCUACGAAGGCUCCGCUAGCUACGCCUGCGAGGCUACAUCCGCUAUCCGUACCGUCGCCUCGUUGACACGUGAGGACGAUGUUUGGUCUAUCUAUCACACUCAGCUUGAAAACCAGGGUCGUGCAAGUUUGAUGUCCGUUGUCAAGUCAUCUCUCUUGUACGCCGCGUCUCAGGCUCUGGUCUUCUUCUGUGUUGCCCUCGGUUUCUGGUACGGAGGUACCCUCCUUGGUCACCACGAGUACGAUAUCUUCCGCUUCUUCGUCUGCUUCAGUGAGAUUCUGUUCGGUGCCCAGUCUGCCGGCACGGUCUUCUCCUUCAGCCCGGAUAUGGGCAAAGCCAAAAACGCCGCUGCUGAGUUCCUGAAGCUCUUCGAGCGCCGUCCCACCAUUGACACCUGGUCUGAGGAUGGUGAGACUUUGUCGCACUGCGAUGGAAGCAUUGAGUUCAGGGACGUUCAUUUCCGCUACCCCACUCGUCCUGAACAGCCUGUCCUUCGCGGAUUGAACCUGAGCGUCAAGCCAGGUCAAUAUAUUGCGCUCGUCGGACCCAGUGGCUGUGGAAAGAGUACCACUAUCGCACUCCUUGAACGUUUCUACGACUCUCUCUCCGGUGGCGUCUUCGUCGACGAUAAGAACAUCGCCGAUCUCAAUGUGAACUCUUACCGUAGUCACAUCGCUCUGGUCAGCCAAGAACCAACUCUUUACCAAGGAACUAUCAAGGAGAACAUUCUCCUCGGUUCUCCCAAUGAAGACCCCUCCGAGGAAGAACUCUUUAAGGCAUGCAGGGACGCCAACAUCUACGACUUCAUCAUGUCUCUGCCCGAAGGCUUCAACACUGUCGUCGGUAGCAAGGGUGGUAUGUUGUCAGGUGGUCAGAAGCAGCGUGUUGCUAUUGCCCGCGCUCUCCUGCGCAACCCCAAGAUCCUACUCCUGGACGAAGCCACCUCCGCUCUGGACUCUGAGUCCGAGAAGGUUGUCCAGGCUGCUUUGGAUGCUGCUGCCCGUGGUCGUACCACUAUUGCUGUUGCUCAUCGCUUGUCAACCAUCCAAAAGGCCGAUAUUAUCUACGUCUUUGACCAGGGCAAAAUUAUCGAGAGUGGUACUCACACCGAGUUGCUCCGUAACAAGGGCCGUUACUAUGAGCUGGUGAAUCUUCAGUCUCUUGGAAAGAAUUAA